Hirsutella rhossiliensis is the source of this 468-nucleotide messenger RNA. RefSeq lists its product as uncharacterized. Bases 1 to 468 code for a protein of 155 amino acids. The record is from RefSeq and is a predicted model, not a curated record. Lineage: Eukaryota; Fungi; Ascomycota; Sordariomycetes; Hypocreales; Ophiocordycipitaceae. The transcript has a single exon.
AUGGCGAGGAAGACAUCUUCGGCUCGCCCAGAUACCCAACUUCGGUCGCGCAAGGACAGGACGACAAAUCGAAUCGAGAUCCCGCUCUCCUCCAAGCGGCGCCGCUAUGUUCCCGGCAGCGGCCCGCCCCUUCAGCGCAUCUCCAUACUGCCACCCGAAGACUCGACCGCCUACAUUGUGGAGCGCAUUCUGCUGCCCUCGCUAGGGCAUGCUGCCGACGGCAAGCCGCUCCCAAAGCGCAUGACCUAUAUUAUCGGAUGGCGCGAUCUCCCCGCCGCGCGGCACCUAGUCCCUGCCAUGAAGAUCCUUAACUAUGUCUCGCCGCGAGCGCUCGAGGAAUGGGAGUCUAAUAGGGAGGUAGAGCUUGCAGAAGACCGACGGAAGCAAGCCGACGAAAAGGACGUGGGCGAAAAGCAGGGCUGGCCGCCGGCCUAUAUUAAAACCGGGUCCCCUACUAUAAAAGACUAA